AUGAGUGCCUUUGAGUCAUUCCUCCUUGCGGCUGCCAAGCGGGCUCCCUUUCUUGUUGGUGAUGCUGUUACUUCCUCAACAGAACAGGAGCGUGCGGGCUCGGCACAAAAGGCUGAAGGGACGAUUUCUCAACAGCAGGAGGAAGAGAAUAUUGCAAUAUUACAGCGACUCUUAGUAGAUGGUCCACUGCAACCGCUAGGUCUGGAGCACGCCCUAUAUCACAUUCUUAUUCCCGCCUUCACUGCAUCCAUGAGCGCUGCAAGGGAAGUUUGGCGUGCGAAGGUUGCAUUGCAAGAGGUCGAGCACAACAGUGCGACAAAUAAUGAUGCAGAAGUUCCUGUCGCUGCUGCUGCUGCUGCUGCUGCACCCGAUGCCUCUGCGAGCGGCGGUGCUUCUACCGAGCUUCAAAAUCACAACCUAGAGACUUUAAAGAAGGCUUUGGCGGAUGCGCGGGCGUUGCUGAGCGAGCGGCAGAGAAACCUCGAUGCCGCUCAACUGAAGGUUCGUUCUAUGCUAGUGGUUGUCAAGCAGUUUCUUCAGACGCAUCACCCUCCAGAGGUGUCCCCUCGUGUGUAG
Molecule: messenger RNA, 576 nt
Organism: Trypanosoma brucei brucei TREU927
Lineage: Eukaryota; Euglenozoa; Kinetoplastea; Trypanosomatida; Trypanosomatidae
Exons: 1
Coding region: 1-576 (191 amino acids)
Source: RefSeq, a predicted model, not a curated record